CCUAGAGAACAGGUCUACUGCUGUUUUUUGCUCGCUCCCGAAGAAACAGUAAUGCUGAUAACAUUGUCUCGCUAGAUGAUUGCGCCUGUUAAUAGUUAACGUGCAGGUAGAUGUCGAUGUGUCCCUGCGUUAUGAAAAGAAAAGCUAACAUGGUUUGCCCCACUGAAAUGGCUAAAUGAAGCUAGCUGUAUUCUAAACCGUUAGCACUAGCUGCGCUGCGCUGCGCAUACAGUACAGUAUUCAUCUAGCUCGCGUGUGGUGUCACUGUUCGAUGCUGUGGAGUGUUAGACUAUAUAUAGCCAGCCGCAUAUGGGGCGAGAUCACUGAGAGAGCAAUGCUGAGCUGAUCUCUUGCACCUUGGGCAUUAAUUCAAACUUCACAUUCUCAGUUCCUGCACAGAACAAAACGAUACAAUGUAUCAUCACUCCUGUCACAUAGAUAUACUGUUUCCUAUAUUUAUGUCUUAUCUUGUCUGAAGAUCUGCUUUGUAUCAAAGUAUUGCUUAGACAGUUUCCCCACAUGAUUCUGGGUUUAAGCUGAUUUUACCAACCCAAAUCACUAUACACUAUCUUCAACUUGCUCACAGACAUCUUCUAAAUUGUGAUCACUGCUGGGACGAUUGCGAAAUCGCUGCCAUGACUGACAUUCUGGAGUUUAGUGACAUCUAUCAGGAGGUCAAGGGUUCCUGGAACGAUGGGCGUCUGCGAUUCAGCAAGCAGAUGGUGGUGUAUAAAAGCAGUAAGACAGGCAAGGUGGACAGUAUCCCUGUCUCAGAGCUCAGUCAGGCCCAGUGGAGGAGAGUCUGCCUGGGUUACGGUAUCAAACUCUCGACCAGCACUGGACACAUCUUUAAAUACGAUGGCUUCAAAGAUACUGACUUUGAAAAAAUCUCAGAGUAUUUCAAGGAUAAUUACAAAGUGGAACUGACUGAGAAAGACAUGUGUGUAAAAGGCUGGAACUGGGGCACUGCCAAGUUCAAUGGCCCGUUGCUGUCGUUUGAAGUAAGUGACACUCCUGUGUUUGAGAUCCCUCUUUCCAGUGUAUCCCAGUGUACUACUGGAAAAAACGAAGUCACUUUAGAGUUUCAUCAGAAUGAUGAUACAGAGGUAUCACUCAUGGAGGUGCGUUUUUACGUCCCUCCUAGUACAGGAGACGAGGGGGCAGACCCCGUAGAGGCAUUUGCAGAGAAUGUUCUUUCUAAGGCAGAUGUGAUCCAGGCUACAGGAGACGCUGUGUGUAUUUUCAGAGAGCUGCAGUGCCUCACACCCAGGGGAAGAUAUGACAUUCGUAUCUACCCCACCUUCCUGCAUCUGCAUGGUAAAACAUUUGAUUACAAGAUCCCGUACACCACAGUGCUGCGCCUCUUCUUGCUCCCCCAUAAAGACCAGAGACAGAUGUUCUUUGUGAUCAGUCUGGAUCCUCCCAUUAAACAGGGACAAACCCGCUACCACUUUCUCAUCCUGCUGUUUUCCAAGGACGAAGACAUCAACCUCACCCUCAACAUGAGCGAAGAGGAGGUAGAGAGGCGGUUUGAGGGAAAGCUGAGUAAGAACAUGUCUGGCUCCCUAUAUGAGAUGGUCAGCAGGGUUAUGAAAGCUCUAGUCAACAGGAAGAUCACGGUUCCUGGAAACUUCCAAGGUCACUCUGGUGCUCAGUGCAUCACUUGCUCCUAUAAGGCCAGCUCAGGUCUGCUCUACCCUCUGGAGAGAGGCUUCAUCUAUGUUCACAAGCCCCCGGUGCACCUGCGCUUUGAGGAGAUUGCUUGUGUGAACUUUGCCAGAGGCACCACCACCACACGCUCCUUUGACUUCGAAAUUGAGACCAAACAAGGCAGUCAGUACACCUUCAGCAGUAUUGAGAGAGAAGAGUAUGGAAAGUUGUUUGACUUUGUCAAUGCUAAGAAAUUGAGCAUCAAGAACAGAGGCUUCAAAGAGGCUAUGAAGGUCAGAGAUGACAUGUACAGUGAUUCAGAUGAUGAUCAGCAUGAUGCUUACCUGGAGCGUAUGAAGCAGGAGGGGAAGAUCCGUGAGGAGGCCAACGACAGUGAUGAUUCAGAGGCUGGCAGUGAUGAGUCAUUUAAUCCUGGAGAUGAAGAUGACGAUGUUGCAGAAGAGUAUGACAGUAAAGCCUCGGCUAGUGAAAGUAGUGCUGAAGAUGCAAACAGUGAAGAAGACAGAAAGAAGAAACCAGUCAAGAAGGCCAAAACUGUAAGGGAGGGAAAGCACAAAAAAGAGGUAAACAAGAAGAAGAAGAAGGACAGCAGCGCCCCCAAGAGGCCAAUGAGUGCCUAUAUGCUGUGGCUAAACUCCAGCAGAGAUCGCAUUAAAGCUGAAAACCCUGGAAUCUCAGUCACUGAGAUUUUAAAGAAGGCCGGUGAGAUGUGGAAGCAGCUGAGCAAAGACAGGAAAGAGGAGUGGGAAGCCAAAGCUGAGGAAGCAAAAAAAGAAUACGAGCGAGCGAUGAGAGAGUACAGAGAAAGCAGCGGAGGCACCUCAAAAAAGGCAAGAAAGAAAGGAAGAAAGAAUGAGGAUAGGAAGAAGAAAAAGUUAGGUGGAGGAAAGGAGAGAGAGAGGAACAGGCCAGCUGGGAAUGAGAGCUUUAAGAGUCCAGAGUUCAUCUCCAGUGAAGAGAGUUCAUCUGAGUCCAAUCACGGAAAGGGACGCAAGCGCAAGGGCUCGGAUGAUGAAGAGAAACAAGCGACCAGCACUCCCAGCUCUGAGGAGUCUGGAUCUGACUGAGACACUGAUGGCAAAACAGAGCAUUAAAGAAAGAGACAGUCAAUGUCUUUCACAUUCUCUCUCCUUGUGCUAUUUUUACCAUUUCAAUAAGUAUUCUAUAGAACAGAAGCUAACAAGUAUUACUCGCUAACCUGCUUACCUUUGAUGUUUCUAUGAUUUCUAGCAAGUAUGUCAUAUAUGGUGUGUAUACAAUCUAUCCAUCCAUAUAGGAACCUCUGUAGUCCAGCUAGGGACUGUGGAGGCCAAUGGUGACCAGUGGAGGCCAAUGGGGAUCAUCGUAUUUAUUCCCAAUUUGGACAACCAUGCUAGGACCUCCCGUCAACUCUCACAUGCACAUUCAUGUGUGAAUACAGUGGGGUUCAACAGUCUGAGACCACAUAGAUUUUUAAGUAAAAGCAAAGAUGCACAAUGUUGCAGAAUUUCUAGUACCAUAUUUACAUUUAAGAACCUUUCUGAUCUUGACCAUGUUAACUUCUUUGGACAAAAGAUCAAAUUGGAUGCCACUGUAUGUCUUCUGAUUUAAAUAGGUCUGAUUAUUAUAAACAGGAUGUCGAACUCAAGUCUUAGAGUGCUGCACUGUGUUCUCUCUUCUAACUCAGAUUCAUAUUACAAAGCCAUUGGAAAUUAACUGAUAUAAGUAACUGAUAAUAAGUUGAUAAAUAAAGCUAAAUGCUGUACCCUAAGGUGAUGUAACCAUUUAAGACUGGAGUCUGAUACCCCUUAGAUCCAGUGUUACUUCUACUGCGUUUAGAAAGUUAAAGGAUUGUUGGGCAUGUUUUGCUAUUAUGUAUUACACCACAGUAUUGUUAAAGUCUCCAUUGUGAUUGGUCAGAAGGUGUUGUAAUAAUUUUCUUUUACAGGAAUUUUUUUUUUUUAACCAUGUUUUUUUUUUUGUGGUCAUUUUAAUACAUUAUAAUUUCUGCAGUAACAACUUACUCAAUGCUAGUUGUAUAGUGGAUCUUCUCAAUUAACUUUUUUUUUCGUUUUUAUUGUUUAUAUGAUAAAAUUUCUUGAGAAGACAAUUUUUAUUUAAUAUUUUUAAAGAAGUCGAUAGUGCCAACACUUUGUUUAAGUAGAGGCGAGGAUGCAGAUGCAAACGUUCAAAACCAAAUGAGACUGAGAAACAGAAACUAGUUGAACUCGAAGUGCUCACAUUCAAUAACGCAACAGAAGCCAGACAAAGAUAAAUGGAAAAUCUGAACUUAAGUAUAAAAAAUAAAUAUAAAUAAACACACUCCAGAUGCAGGUGUUAUCAGGGGCAUGCAGCAAGUGGUCCAGUGCCUUCAUGGUGCUUCCCUGAUAUAACCCUGCUCCUUAGGCAAAGCUUCUGACAAAUUAAGGUGUCUCAGCUAUUAGUGACCAGCCAUUAAUGACCAGCAUGCCGCUCACCGCAAAGCUGUUGUUGAAUGUUGAGGGGAACAGAUGAAGGGAAUUCUUAGGACUGUAAGUGAGAAACAGUGUGUAGCAAGAGAGAAGCAACUUCAAAAAAAAAAGGAGAGUGAAGGAACAAGGGCUGGGAAGCUAGAUAACAUUUUCAAUGGUGGGACAGGACCAUUGCAGGAAGACAGCGCGAUGUUCUCAGAGGUGUCAGAUGAUGCAGGGACAGGAAUAUGGGAUGAUGGCCCAGUCGAAGCAGUGUACUCAGUAGGGCAGGGUGAGGGUAAAGAGGUGCAGAUGUCCUCACCGAAAGCAGGGGAUUUGGUGGAUUAAACCCAGGCCUGUUUCUCUUUUUCUUGGGUCUGCUACAUCCUCUUCUUGGUCUUGCUUUCUGUCGAAAUAAAGAAGAGAUGAGGAUGCAGGUGCAGACUUCACUUUAAUGAUGAUUAAAAUAAUCACUUCAAAACCAAACGAGGCUAGAAAACUAGAACAAAGUGCUAACAUUAAACAACACAAGAAAAAUGGCAAAGACACAGGUAAACAGAAAACCCAGGACUUAAAUAGACAUUAUGUUAUGGUAAUAACACGCAAAAAUAUGAUGUGCCAUUGUUUAAUAAAUACAAAUUCAUUGGCAAAUAAGGGAAAUAAAAAUAGCAACAUAAUGAAUGUGGUAACAGGAAGUAGCUUGUUUCACAGAUGUAUCUCUGCAAUAAAAAUAUCUGUAACCAGACAAAGACACACAAAAAAAAAACAGACACCUGACGUGUCAUUGAUUAGUACACUUUUUUAUGUUGUUUAAUGUUGUAAAAUUCUCAAAUUGCUGAGAUAUAAGAGCAAUAACACACUUUGGAAUAGACUGUUACUGAAAAAUUAUCAGAUUAGUGGUAAUAUCACCCCACCAUGGCUUUGAUUAUUUCCCAGUAACAGCACACCCCGAAGUGUUCUAUUCCUUACAUAAUGAGAAUUAGACUACCCCAUUGCACUUUUACAUCAUGGCUUAUAAUUGUUUUUUAAAAGUAUAUGCUGUAAGUAGGUAGGUGUUUAUAUUAUCCUGUUGUUCAUUAUUAUCCUUGUCAUUUUAAACUGGUAGUUAUUGAUGCUUGGUGUGAUCUGACAUGUUUUCUGGAUAUUUAGUCUGGACAACAGACGGAAUGUUUGAAACAAAUCUCAUUAAAACCCCAUUUUAUACACGGAGCAAA
Molecule: messenger RNA, 5314 nt
Organism: Clarias gariepinus (North African catfish)
Lineage: Eukaryota; Metazoa; Chordata; Actinopteri; Siluriformes; Clariidae
Gene: ssrp1b
Product: structure specific recognition protein 1b
Exons: 18
Coding region: 636-2738 (700 amino acids)
Cellular component (GO): FACT complex; nucleus
Molecular function (GO): DNA binding; histone binding; nucleosome binding
Source: RefSeq, a predicted model, not a curated record